CUUCACAUGAUUGACACGGGGAUCUCGGACUGACGUCAGCAGGUGGUGCUGCCUUCCAGGACUGUGGGAGAGUCAGACGGCGAGGAGAGCUGAGGCUGGAGCGCAGCGCUGCUCCCACAGAGGCAACACCGGAGGAGAGUGACUUUACCGGGGACACAGAGGAGGAUUUCGUGAUGCGCCACUCGUGCGUAAAACGCUGGCACAUUCUCCAGAGCGCACAUGAAGCACAGAGAGGAAACACCAAACCAUAAAUAACCAUCGUAAACCUCAUCGUGGCCACGUUCAGCCUUUAAAAAAAAACUCAUUUCAAGGCUUUGGCAUCGGGGGAGGAGAGAAUCAGAGGAGGCUAUAUGGGAUCUGAUUUUUUUUUCAUGAAGGAAAAAUGAACGAGUGAAUCCCAAAGGAGAAAAGUGUCAAGAGCUGGUAACUGAAGAUUAAUCCUGAAACAAAACUGAUGGUGGAGCACUCAUGAAGCUGGGCAUCUGAGGCGUUUUCACACCAAGGACUCUAAAUAAAUUCACCGUGAAGGGGCUCUUCUACAGUGAGAUUUUCUUAUGAGAAAUUCGAUCUGAUAGGAUAUUAAUUACGCACAUGAUAUUCUUAUAUCAUUUCAUAACUGUCUGUGCAGUAGAUGGGGGAGGUAAGAUGUUCUCUCUUUUUGCAACAUCCCAGAAAAUGAAACAACAGUGAAAUUAUUGGAUCUUCUGCUCUCAUUUGCCUGCUGGUCAUCCCUGGACCUCAGCUUAAAAGGUAUUGUUGUUGUCUAGUUGUCAGACGCUAAGUUCCUUUCUCCAGUGAUAAUAUUAACUCUUUUUUUUAACUUCUGAACUGCAGCUUUUUGCUUCAAUGAUACACGAGUGAUGUAUCCUGUGAGGGAAAAUGUCUAAAACAGAACAAAAAGACACUUUUUUUCUUGGAAAAUAUAAGAAUUUUCUUGAAAAUCAGUGGAUUGUUGUCUCACAAUGCUAACAGACUCUUAGUUGUUAUCCAGCUACCCCUCUCUCUUCAAACAUGGAGAAUGUCUCCACCCCUGGCGGUGCACUGCCUGUCUGCAAUGACUCUGUGGACUUCUACUCCCUCACGUCAGGGAACCGCACUGACUUGAACUGCACUCCUCCCUCUGAGUUUUAUUUCUAUGCUGACCUGUACAUCAUUUUACCGAUCAUCUACUCUGUAAUCUGUGCUGUGGGACUGACUGGCAACACAGCUGUCAUCUAUGUUAUCCUCAAAGCCCCCAAAAUGAAAACAGUUACCAAUAUGUUCAUCCUGAACUUGGCGAUUGCGGAUGAUUUGUUUACUUUGGUGUUGCCAAUCAGCAUAGCCGAACACUUACUCCACUACUGGCCUUUUGGUGAGGUUUUGUGCAAAGUUAUUCUUAGCAUAGACCACUACAACAUAUUCUCCAGCAUCUAUUUCCUCACAGUUAUGAGCAUAGACCGCUACCUAGUUGUCUUGGCCACAGUGAGGUCCAAACGCAUGCCUUAUCGUACCUACCGAGCAGCCAAAAUCAUCUCAUUAUGUGUCUGGGUCCUUGUCAUUCUCAUCGUCAUGCCAUUUACUGUGUUUGCCGGUGUUUACGUCAGCCCAAAUGAUGAGAGGAAGAGCUGCGUGCUCAGCUUCCCCAGCCCUGAGAGUUUGUGGUUCAAAACAAGUCGGAUCUACACACUCAUCUUGGGGUUUGCAAUCCCUGUCUCAACUAUUUGCAUCUUAUACACCAUGAUGCUCUACAAGCUUAGGAACAUGCGCCUCAACAGCAAUGUCAAGGCUCUGGACAAGGCCAAGAAGAAAGUUACCAUCAUGGUGUUCAUCGUCUUGGCCGUCUGCUUGUUCUGCUGGACGCCGUUCCACCUCAGCACCAUAGUGGCUCUGACGACGGACCUGAGGACCACGCCGCUGCUGAUUGGGAUCUCCUACUUCAUAACCAGCUUGAGCUAUGCCAACUCUUGCCUCAACCCUUUUCUUUACGCCUUCCUGGACGACAGCUUCAGGAAGGCCUUCAAGAAGAUGUUGGAAUGCAGACCGGCCUGAAUGUACGACAUGGUAAACCUGUUGCAGAGGACUAACUGUGGGAAAACAAAUUGUAACAGAAUGGGCAGAGGGGUGAUUUCCUAAUGUAUGUCAUGCAGGUUUCACUGUUGGGUUUGGUAAAGCUGCACUAGGCAAUUUUGCACAUUGUUUGCGCAUGAUAGCAAAAGAAAGGGAAAAAAACAGUCCAUAAAAAUGCCUGUAAACUGCAUGCAGCAUUCUUACCAUCACAGUAUAGUAUAAAGGAUUUACAUUGCAGGAAUCCAAAAUAAUGAGCAAGGGAAAACACCAGUUUAUUUCUGAGUACAGCUUUGUCUUGAUUUAAAGUCAAGCAUGACAUCCAGACAACUUAAUGUCAUCACUUCUGGUGGGUGGAGAUGAUUUGCUGCCAGCAGAAGUCAAUUUGUGCAAAGAGAAGCAAAUAGAAGCAUUUUAUAUAUGAGUGAGAGUCUUGUGUCAGAGCAAGGCUGUUGUACUUAAACAGAACUUGGCUAGCGCAGCUUUCAAUCACUGAAAGCACAGAAUUCUGCAAGUUCAUAAAACUAGACAAUAUUGCUUGCAAUAGGGGAUGAUAUUGGUUGACAUACAGGACAAUAAUGGCAUAAAAUAAUAAAAACAACGACAGACAGCAGGUUAUAACUGUCAGCAGAGUUUCCUGAAACAUCACUGUAUCUGAAGAUUGAUUAUUUUCAAGGUUAAGACUGCAGCUGUCAGUUUUUUUCUUCUUUUUUCGUUGAAGUAACUAAUCUAAUUUUAAGGCAGCGAGCCAAGAUGGGUCAUUGCAAACGCUUGUGACCUUCACUGGACUCUUCCCAUUUCCACAGGACUGCCUGCGAAGAAGCAAACAUCUGCUGUGUGGAGAGAAAACUGUUCAACACAGCAACACUGAUUUGCAUGCUGCCAAUCAAAUCAACAUCACAAAAAUAGUUGGGAUUGGAGGGUAGCAUGGUGUGUGUCCGGGGAACACAGGUGUCUGAUAGGAAUGGCUUACUGAGUUCUACUGUAAAAGUGGAGAGAAAAACUAUGUUUUAUAAUCAAUGCUGGUGUGAUGAUGGGGUGAGGUGAGAAAUUGUGAGAUCAUGUAUGCAAACACUUGAUCUGCCUUUGAAAUGACUUGUGUUUUGAUCAAAGUAAUCCCAAAGGAAAUGCUCCAGAACUGUGUAGAUUAUCUAAGUGUUACGGUUUUGUUUUGGGGGGUUUAAACAAGCAGGUUGCAAUCUGAACGUACAGAUUCUUAUAAUAUUCACUGUCUGGAUGAAGGGUGAAGUUGAGUUGAGUUUUUUUUUCCCCCCAGAAUGUAUAUGUGUCACUCAAGUCAUUCAAAAAGGAAUCUUACCAACCCUGACAACAGUACUGUAGGCCUGAUAUUAAACAGGCAUGGGACGGGAGGGCUAUGUAAAAUGUAUUGUGUGUUUUUCCUUCACAUAUUUCUUGUUUCCGUGAGCUUUCGUUGCCCCCUGUUGUCAGCAGGGUGGUGUUGCCUGAAAAUGCAGCCAGAGCCUUUUACAGAUUUUGAGCAAAGACGCUACUGGGGGGAGUUAUAUGUCUCCGUGUGUGUCUUUAUAAUGUUCAUUUCUCAGACACAAAGAUAAUGUGCAUUUUCUCCCUUCAUUUAACAUUUUUUCCCCAUUCACAGCUAUUUUUUUUAAAAAAAUAUCUGUAAUUCAUGAAGACUAAAAAUACCAAACUCACCAGUCUACAUUUUGAAAUCUCAUUCAUUUAAUCUAAUGGCACAAAGAGGGAAAGUUUAUUUUUUACCUCUGCAGAAGAUAGCACUGAACAACAAUCAAAUUUAGUGAAAAGCGUAAGUAAAAACAAACACACAAACAACAAAAAUCAAUCUCUAAUGGCAAUAUCAUUUUCAUCAUCACAAUUGUGUGUGUUUGAACCUUGAUUCUUCCUAUUAAAAAUGAAAUCUUAGUAUUGUCUUGCUCAAUCAUCUGUAAAAGUUUUCAAAAAGCAAAAUAACAGAUGUAUACUUUUGGGAGGUAAAGUAUAAAAUAUGGCCGACAAAUUUGGUUUCUUUGACAGUUUGAGAUUUUUCCCAGAGGUUUGGAAGAUCUGAAGCUUGACCAUGCACUACUUCAUAAAGAACCACCACUCAAGCUGUCUUUUGCUCAUUUAUCCUGUAUUCUCUGUCUCCUGUAGCGCCGUUUAACAGUAAACUGUCUCAAAAGACAGGCUGCUUCUUUGAGUGGUUUUAAAUUCUACACAUCAUGCUCUUUUAAAAGUUAAAUCACAACACCCAGCACUAAUCUAAGGUCUUGCAACCUGUAAUUGCUGUAAAAUGUAAAAACUUUAUUCCCCCUCUAUUUUGUUUUGCACAAGGCUUCAUCUGUAUGGCUCUGACUGCAACACAUACUAUGAACUGUAAAUAGUUCAGUCUUUUGUGAUUUAACUGUACAGAGGAAUGUAUAGUCAUGUAUAAUCAAAUAUUCUCUAAGAUUACAAAUUGUGUCACUCAGACAAGAAAUGAUUUAAGUUAUGAAUCAUCGUCUUAUGCAGCAUUUAAAGUCAUGAGGUCUCAUGUCAUUUAUUUGUGUAUUCUUUCAUGUCUGUCAUUAGCUGUUGCUGAUUUAAUGAUAAAUAUAUGUUCAUUUUUCCACCGGUA
Amphiprion ocellaris (clown anemonefish) is the source of this 4636-nucleotide messenger RNA. It is a transcript of the gene npbwr2b, whose product is annotated as neuropeptides B/W receptor 2b. The transcript has 2 exons. NCBI's taxonomy places the organism in Eukaryota, Metazoa, Chordata, Actinopteri, Pomacentridae. The record is from RefSeq and is a predicted model, not a curated record. The coding region runs from base 1012 to 2028 and encodes 338 amino acids. Gene Ontology annotation, biological process: neuropeptide signaling pathway. Gene Ontology annotation, cellular component: neuron projection; membrane. Gene Ontology annotation, molecular function: neuropeptide binding; neuropeptide receptor activity.